UCGAUCGAUAUUUCCUAAGCUCCUCUGUUUCCAAAAACACUACUCAUCUCUUCUUGUUCUUUUGCGCUCUUUCGUUGAAACCAGAGGGAGAGGAAGAGAGAGAGAGGCAAUGGAGACGCUUAGAAGCUUCGUCGUUCUCUUUGUACUCUCCGUGUUCAUGGCUUUAAUGGCGUCUUCAGAAGCUUAUUUCUUCUACGUGGGAGGAAGAGAUGGGUGGGUUUUGAACCCUUCCGAGAGUUACUCUCAUUGGGCCGAGAGGAACAGGUUUCAAGUUAAUGAUAGCCUCGUGUUCAAGUACAAGAAGGGGGAGGACUCUGUUUUGGUGGUGAGAGAGGAGGACUUCGACAAGUGCAAUGUGAGCAACCCUGUAGAGAGGCGUGACACGGGGAGCUCUGUUUUCACGUUCGACCGAUCGGGGCCCUUCUUUUUCAUCAGUGGCGUGGAGGAGAAGUGCCUCAAGGGGGAGAAGCUCGUUGUAGUAGUGUUAGCCGUGAGGAGCAAAUCCCCUGUUACCCCUGCACCCACCUCUCCUUCCCCUGCUUCCCCUGUUUCUCCUGGAUCAUCUCCUUCCCCUGCUUCCCCUGUUUCUCCUGGAUCAUCUCCUUCCCCUGCUUCCCCUGUUUCUCCUGCACCAUCCCAUUCCCCUGUUUCCCCUGUUUCCCCUGUUUCGCCAACUCCUGCUCCUGCACCAUCUAAGAGCUCCCCUGUUUCCCCAACUCCAUCUCCUGCGCCAUCUAAGAGCUCCCCUGUUUCUCCAACUCCAGCUCCUGCGCCUUCGAAGCGCUCCCCUGUUUCUCCAACUCCGUCUCCUGCGCCAUCAAAGAGCUCCCCUGUUUCUCCAACUCCAUCUCCUCCUCCAUCUAAUAGCUCCUCCCCUGCUUCCUCCCCAUCUCCAUCAUCGCCUCCUCCCACUUCCACCAUCUCUGCGCCUUCGCCAAGUGCCGGGGCCUCUCCUGGGCCUUCCCCUGAUUCUUCCUCCUCUGUUUUGAUUGUGCCCGAGAUAGGGUUUGGUGUCCUGUUUGCGGUUUUGGGUGGUGGGCUUUUACUUUGAAGGCGAUGAUGCAUUGUUUGGUGUUUCAAUUGGGUGGUGAGAGGUGGUGUUAAAUUAUAUAACAAUAACAAGUGUUAUAGAUUGUUGGGAUUAUUAUUUAGGUUAGUGGGUUGUGAUCUUUUCUUUCUCUUUUUCUCUCUUUUUUUUUGUGUUUAUGUGUGUGUGUGUUCAUAUUAAUGUGGGUGCAAUGACAUUGGUUUUUGCUUCAAAUAAAAUUAUA
Messenger RNA from Ananas comosus (pineapple), 1271 nucleotides. Its product is annotated as early nodulin-like protein 2. Gene Ontology annotation, cellular component: plasma membrane. Gene Ontology annotation, molecular function: electron transfer activity. NCBI's taxonomy places the organism in Eukaryota, Viridiplantae, Streptophyta, Magnoliopsida, Poales, Bromeliaceae. The coding region runs from base 110 to 1051 and encodes 313 amino acids. The record is from RefSeq and is a predicted model, not a curated record. The transcript has 2 exons.